Messenger RNA from Clunio marinus, 1554 nucleotides. NCBI's taxonomy places the organism in Eukaryota, Metazoa, Arthropoda, Insecta, Diptera, Chironomidae. The record is from the annotation of a GenBank genome assembly.
CCUUGAGGAUUGUUCAUUGAACAAGAAAUGAUCGACCAUCAACCACCAUCAGGAUAUCCUUUUUUUCCCAUUGAAAUGAAAUGCACGACUAUUCAACCACCUCAGAUGACAAUUGCGAAUGAAAACUGUAGCAGUGUAAAUAAUAACGCGUCGAACAAUCGGGCAGUUAGCAAUUCAAUAGCGGGAACUGUUGUCGAUGGAACAGGCAUUUUAACUCAAAUCAAUCCUUCACCAAUCGUACUACAACAGCAGGGAAACAACAACCAAAUGACAUCAAUGAAUGUUUCGUCACCACCUGAACACCAUCAUAAAUCUCCAACAGUAACUUCAACAGGUUCCUCAUCAUCGAGUUGUGGUUCAUGCUUGCAGCCAAUUUGUGAUCGAUACAUCAUGAAAGUGGUCGAAACACCUUAUCAUGAAAGGUGUUUGCAAUGCUUCUCAUGUUGUUGCAGUCUCAUGACGACGUGCUACCAAAGAGAUAAUAAAUUAUAUUGCCGAAUAGAUUACGAAAGAUUAUUUGUGAAGAAUCGUUGUCUCGGCUGUGGGGAGAAGAUUGGAAGCGACGAGCUAGUCAUGAGAGCUGUCAACAAUGUGUUCCAUUUAAAAUGCUUUAUAUGUGUGGUGUGUGGUGUACGAUUACAAAAAGGCGAUCAAUAUGUCAUCAAACAGAGUCAACUUUUCUGUCGCCCGGAUUAUGAGAAGGAAGUUGAAAUGUUUCAAGGAUAUAACUAUGACGAUUACUGCUGUGAGGAUGUUUAUCACACAAGAAUCGAUGGUCGAAGGGGGCCAAAGAGACCGAGGCGAGAUUUCAUUAAUGAAAUACGAGCUUUUAAGGCUUCCUUCGACAUUUCUCCAAAGCCAUGCCGAAAAAUCCGUGAAGGUUUAGCGAAAGACACUGGAUUAAGUAUCAGAAUUGUUCAGGUUUGGUUUCAAAACCAGCGUGCCAAAGUGAAAAAGAUUCAGAAAAAACAAUUGAAAGAAGGUGGAAAGUUAAAGGACAACGAGUCGCAAGAAGAAUCGGAAAAUGAAAGCAAAAUGUCAGUGAAGAUAAAAGACGAGAAUUCAAGAUCAAAUCAAUAUUUGCAAGACAGCUGCAGUGACACUGAGAAUGGAAUGUGCGAUACAGACUCGUUUGGAUCACGUCUAUCAGGUAAUGGCAGUAGCAGCAUUGCCGGCGAAUUCAAGCAUAUUAAAGAAGAGAUUGAGAAUGAUGAAGACUAUUUCCGUCUGUUAGCCAAUCAAACCAGAACGAUGAGACAAUUUGAUGAUGGAGCAACCAGUAUAAAAAGUGAAACGAUGGCGUAUAAUAAUCUGAUGGGAAUGGAUUAUCAAUCACUUCAACAUUUAGCAUCGUUGGUUCCGACAUCGCAAAUAUUAAAUCCAAUCGAUCGCUUAUAUUCAAUGCAAAAUCAGUAUUUUUGUAAUGAGACUCAAGCAAACAUGCACCACCCACAUCAUCAAAUGUGCGAGUAAAACUUUCAUCAUCUUACGAGUCUCUUUCUUUUCUUUAAUUGUCCAUAUUAAAACAAACAAUAACAAAUCUUAUUAAACGAG